AGAAGAAAAUACACGACAUCUCCGUGAAUGCACCCCUCGGCGUAGGCUGUUGCCAUGUUCCCAGUUUCUUCAUGGGUGUGGUGAUGAGAUUGCUCGUGAAAAUUUAGUCAAAUCCUGGUCGAGUUGCGCGAGCGCCUGGCCCUUUAAAUUUGUUAAAUUGUCUUAAAAUUAAUACCGCUAUCUUGAAAUUUCUUGCACCGCUGAAACCAUGUAUGCUUUUUGAAAGCGGACUAUUGUGACAGAUUGGAACGACGUUGACAGUCAUAGAAAUCCAGUUUCAGGUGUCAGCUGGUCUGUGUUUGCUAACCCUGUGUUCCAGGUGGAGUGUGGUCUGAACACAUCACAGAGGGACAAUGAGCGAGCUGGAACAGCUACGGCAGGAAGCAGAGCAACUACGCAAUCAAAUCCGGGAUGCCAGGAAAGCUUGUAGUGACUCCACCUUAUCACAGAUCACAGCCGGUCUGGACUCGGUGGGCCGGAUACAGAUGAGGACGAGGCGCACGCUCAGGGGCCACCUCGCCAAGAUCUAUGCAAUGCACUGGGGCACUGACUCCAGGUUACUCGUAAGCGCAUCCCAAGAUGGCAAAUUGAUCAUCUGGGACAGCUACACAACCAACAAGAUGCAUGCCAUCCCGCUGCGCUCCUCCUGGGUGAUGACUUGUGCCUACGCGCCUUCUGGGAACUAUGUGGCCUGUGGAGGCCUGGACAACAUCUGCUCCAUCUACAGCCUGAAGACCCGUGAGGGCAACGUGCGUGUCACCCGGGAGUUACCCGGACACACAGGGUAUUUGUCAUGCUGUCGUUUCCUGGACGACAACCAGAUUGUCACUAGUUCUGGGGACACUACCUGUGCAUUGUGGGACAUCGAGACGGGUCAGAUGGCCACCAGUUUCACAGGCCACACAGGAGACGUGAUGAGCCUGUCCCUCAGUCCGGACUUCAAAACCUUUGUGUCGGGCGCCUGUGAUGCCUCCUCCAAGCUUUGGGACGUCCGAGAUGGCAUGUGCCGACAGUCAUUCACAGGCCAUGUGUCUGACAUCAACGCCGUCUGUUUCUUCCCCAACGGCAACGCCUUCACCACAGGCUCAGAUGACGCCACUUGCCGUCUGUUUGACCUGCGCGCCGACCAAGAGCUGAUGAUGUACUCGCACGACAACAUCAUCUGUGGCAUCACAUCAGUAGCCUUCUCCAAGAGUGGGCGCCUCCUGCUGGCGGGCUACGACGACUUCAACUGCAACGUGUGGGACACCCUGAAGGCGGAGCGGGCAGGUGUUCUGGCUGGACAUGACAACCGGGUCAGCUGUUUAGGUGUGACCGACGACGGCAUGGCCGUAGCCACAGGCUCAUGGGACAGUUUCCUCCGAAUCUGGAACUAAACCGUCCUCUUCAAAUAUGCCCCCCCCCAACCCUCCCACCCAUGAUGCUGGGCUGGACCUGAGGGUGAACACUGUCUCUGCUCCCCCCCCCCCCCCCCCCUCGACCCAUCACCAACUCCACCCCACAGGCAACGCUGUCAACCUUCUCCCUCCCCUGGCACCCUCUGCCCGGCCAAGACACAGUCAGCGCCGCUGUGAGAAAGUAACAACUCCCUCUCUUCCUUUCCAAGUGACGUUUUUUUUACCCUCCUAAUACACAAGAGCUUUUCAGUACGUACGGUUAGUGUCAGUCAACAACAACAAAAGAAAGACAAGAUUUAAAAAACAAAAAAACAAACCCUGGCAUCCCCUCUUGUUUUCGGACAGGGGGGGGACUAGAGCGCAUGUUACCGUGGUUACCGCCAAUUUAGAGGACAGUUUGUGUGAUAUGUAAAUGUAUAUAAAAGUACAAUAUAUAUAUAUAUCAUUAUGUGUGUAUAUAUGCAUCAUAUAUGCAUAUAUAAUGUGUAUGUAUAUAUUUUUGUAGUUAAUUUCCCACCCUUGAGGUUUUGUUUUAUAUUUUUGCCUAAUGUUUUACUUGUUUAAUGUAUAUAUUAUUCACAGUACUACACGAUAACACAAUUCCGAUAUUUUAUUUUUAUUUUUCACUUGCCUCGUGUCCAACAUUUAGUACAUGUCAGUAUGCGUGUGUAGUUGCGUGUUACAUACACGUACAAAGGCAUACACACACGUGUGCUAUAACUAAAAUACUGUAUGUUCAUAUGUCAACUGUAGCGUUAUGAAUUGUGUCCUGUUGGCAUUCCUGGUUUUCUCUCCAAAACAGAACUGUUGUGCUCGUUUGUACAGACAUCUUCUAGACUAAUGAGGUUAGGUUGGUUUUGUUGUUGUUUUUUUUGUUAGUUUUUUUUUGGUCUUGGCGCAGUUUUAACCCUUUCCUUGAAACUGGUUUAACCAGAACGUGACACACAGCCACUGCAGUUGCUAGCAGGACCAC
Molecule: messenger RNA, 2370 nt
Organism: Esox lucius (northern pike)
Lineage: Eukaryota; Metazoa; Chordata; Actinopteri; Esociformes; Esocidae
Product: guanine nucleotide-binding protein subunit beta-4
Exons: 10
Coding region: 354-1376 (340 amino acids)
Biological process (GO): G protein-coupled receptor signaling pathway
Cellular component (GO): heterotrimeric G-protein complex; cytoplasm
Molecular function (GO): protein binding; signaling receptor complex adaptor activity
Source: RefSeq, a predicted model, not a curated record